UCCGUUGACCCAAGAGCUUGAUUUAUCGUCAGUGCGUGUUUUGGACAGUGAUGCAUUUGACCCACUGGUGACACUAACCAACUUGACAAGGCUGAAUCUCUACAGAACAAGGAUAACAGAACCUGUUGUCAUCAACAUCAUCAGGAAAUCCCCCAAACUGCAGCAUUUGAAUCUGGGAGCAAUACAGACAAUACAGAGCUUUGACAAUGUGAUGUCUGAGCUUUCCAAGUGCAGCAGGUGUUUACUGAGUUUGAAUCUAUGGCGUGCAAGAAACCUGACAAUGUCAGGCCUCAGGGCUCUUGCAGAAGGGUUUGAGAACCUGCUUGAGAUUGACUUAGGAUGGUGUGGCCAGUUGAGGGGCCCACCAUUCUCUCCUAUCUUCGUUAAUUUUGUGCAGUCCUGCCGGAAGUUACGCAAGCUGUUCUUACCAGCAGUCAGGAGUAUUUCCAAUAACGAUAUGCACGCCAUAGCAGCCUGUCUACCUGACUUGGAGCAGCUGGACAUUCUGGGAACAUUAUCAGUGUCUGUAGAUGGUGUCCAGAGAGUCUUCGAAAGCUGUCCGAAGAUGCGCUUCUGUGACCUGUCGUUCUGCAACAGUAUAACGGACGUGGACAUUGUCAUGUUGAGACAAGCCCACCCCCGGGUUACCAUACAGAGGAGCUUUAUAUCGUCCUGACCACUGCUCAGGCCAAAUACAGCGUGUGCUAGACCUUCCUGUGGAGAAAUUGUCCUUAAAAACGAAAGGGAAGGUUUGCAGUAUUGAUGUCUGAAAUGCAAGGUAUUGUUCCUCAUGUUAUCGGUGCAUUGUCUUUGGCACCAAUCAUAUUCAGGAAAUAUGGUAUCUGAUCACUGCUUUGUAAGUAUUAAUGAGUCCUGAAUGUAAUGAACAUAAACAUUCCAAAGGUUUAUCUGUGUUCACUAUGCAAAAGUAGUGUAUAUACUUUUAAGGUCUUUCGGAAUAUUAUUUACCGGUACUGUGAUCUUUUCUCAGGUACAUGCUCAUAAACUAUUUUACUGGUGACAGAUAUUGAAGUGCUCAACCUGAGAGGUCUUACGAAUACCGGUACCUGUAUAUGCAUAUCUGAGGCCGUGUCCGAAACGGGCUUCCAGAGCUACGGCUACA
Molecule: messenger RNA, 1123 nt
Organism: Acanthaster planci (crown-of-thorns starfish)
Lineage: Eukaryota; Metazoa; Echinodermata; Asteroidea; Valvatida; Acanthasteridae
Gene: fbxl4
Product: F-box and leucine rich repeat protein 4
Biological process (GO): SCF-dependent proteasomal ubiquitin-dependent protein catabolic process
Cellular component (GO): SCF ubiquitin ligase complex
Molecular function (GO): protein binding
Source: RefSeq, a predicted model, not a curated record